Molecule: messenger RNA, 735 nt
Organism: Symbiodinium natans
Lineage: Eukaryota; Dinophyceae; Suessiales; Symbiodiniaceae
Source: the annotation of a GenBank genome assembly
AUGAUGCAUGCGAAGCUUGAGCAGUCAGGCUAUGUUGAUGGAGGAUUUCGCUCCGCUUGCCAGGGAGGCUUUGUGGAGAUCAACUCAUUGUCUAGGAAGCCAAUGGCGGCCACACGCCGCCACUUAGCCGACGUCCUUAGCCGCUCCGCCCUUUCUGUGCUAGGCCAAGCUGCGGCACCGCCGCUGCCUUCAGCAACGUCAAACGAAUCAAUAAGCCUGAAAGAAUACGUGCACGCACCUCCAACUGCAAUGGCGAUUGCAGGAGUGCUGACCGGCCAGAGGCAAACAGCCCAGGCCUAUCGUUCGAACUGCCCAUGGAAGACAAGACGGCAUGCGAAUCAAUCAGGCACACCUGUCUGUAGCACCUUGUCAUCAGUCGGCACGUCCCGGUGCAUCCGCGGAUACAACAAGCUUCCCCGGCCCAGGCAAGAUACCAUAGUCCCCGAUCUGCACCGACUCAGACUACCUCCGCUCGCCUCAACCCGGAAAGGCUUGGCUGCGGGAACCUUGGUUUUGCUGCCAGCCCUCACUUUGCAAACCCUGCACCUCCUCCGCUAUCGACAUUUACAGCCAAGGUAUGCCAAGGUGGUGCAAGACGAAUGGUCUGCUAGUGCUGCAAUGACACGCGACCUAUCUCUUCUUUUUGGCUUGGCCAAUCGUGGGCACGCCCUGACGCCGAGCAGCAGAAGAUCUGCUAGAAAGUUUGGGUGUGCUACGAAGUGCCGCACAUCGUAA